Morus notabilis is the source of this 1605-nucleotide messenger RNA. RefSeq lists its product as uncharacterized. NCBI's taxonomy places the organism in Eukaryota, Viridiplantae, Streptophyta, Magnoliopsida, Rosales, Moraceae. The record is from RefSeq and is a predicted model, not a curated record. The transcript has 10 exons. Gene Ontology annotation, biological process: signal transduction. The coding region runs from base 208 to 1344 and encodes 378 amino acids.
UCGUGACCAAGCUAUGAACUUGAUAUUGAUUUUUUCUGGUUGUCUUCGUAAAUGGAGAAAAAAUUUUCAUUUUUCUUCGCUUUGAAGUUGAAUAAAUUUAUGGUCGAGUGUAUAUUUCUUUGAUCGCGAGAACACGAGGCAAAAGAAGAAGAAAAAAGAAGUGGUAUUUUUCUUUGAAUUUGAGUCUGGUCUUCUGCUACUGGUCCAAUGCCUUCUCCUAUCUUGCCUCAGUGGCAUGAUAAAGCUAGUGGAUUCUUUUCUUCCUCAGGUGUAAAGAUUAAAGAAGCUGGACAAUCAGCCGGAACAUUUGUAGGUGAGGUUGCGAAGGAUGCAAGAGGUAAUGUCGCAGAUGUGGCAGGGCGAUUUGGCUCGCUGGUCAAAAGUCGAUGGGCGCUUCUCCAGCAGCCAUCGACAAAACAUGCCGUGCAAGAACGUCUUAUAACCGCAGCUGCUACCACUGGCACAUUGUUUAGGAGGAGCCUCUCAGAGACGAAGGAUAAGGUAGCUGUUGGGAAGACAAAAGUUGAAGAGGUGGCCAAGAAGACAGCACAAAGAAGUAAAACCAUUCUGACUGAUAUUGAAAGAUGGCAAAAGGGUGUUGCUAGCACUGAUGUAUUUGGAGUUCCAAUUGAAGUUACUGUACAAAGAGAACAAUCCAUGAGACCCAUUCCCAACAUGUUGGUCAAGUGUGCAGAUUACCUCGUAUUAUCAGGACUCAAUACACCAUUCCUGUUUAAAACGGAGGCAGAUAAAAAAGUUAUUCAGCAAUUAGUUUCACUAUUCAACCAAGAUUCAAAUGCAUCAUUACCAGAGAGUGCAAAUUCAAUAGAGGUGGCAGCUCUAGUCAAGUAUUACCUAGCUAGCCUUCCCGAGCCCCUAACAACAUUUGAGCUUUAUAACGAAAUAAAAGGUGCUCGUUCUAGCAUAAAUGCAAUGAGAAAUAUAUUGAAGAGGCUUCCGAAUGUAAACUAUAUGACCCUGGAAUUCAUUACUGCAUUACUCCUCCAUGUUAGCCAGAAAGCACUUGUUAACAAGAUGGACACCGGAAGUCUUGCCAUGGAAAUGGCCCCAGUUAUGAUUUGGCAGAAAGGAAGUGAACCUGACAUCUAUAGGCAGUAUUGGAGCCAACCACCAAAAGGACCUUCCAAUAAUAAUUUUGAACCCCCUCCUACUUAUAGUGCAUGGGACAUGCUUUCUGAGGAAGGGGAGGCUACUGAUGCUUCUUCUCCCAUUCCAUUGGACGAUGGCGUGCCGAUGGACUUUGGAGCAAUCGAGGUUGUUCAGUGCCUCAUAGAACAUCACAAUGCCAUUUUUACAGAUGCUAAUGAAACAAUUUGGAAAUGAGAUUGGAGAUUGAUAAAGUUGCAGUGCUUUACCAUAUUUGGUCAAGAUGAUCAUCUCAGCAGCAGGGCAUUCGAUUUCUUUGAGAAGCCAGUUAGUGUUACUGAACAGAGACUGGUUAGCAUGUAGACGUUCGAGUCUCAUAUGUAUUUGGAAAGAACAGUGUUGCCCUUUUUCUGUCGAGAGAAAAACGCUGCCUCCUAUCAUAAGAUCUGUAAAUCUUGAGCUAGAAAUAUAUGUUUUCCGUUCGAGUCAUUUUUAGGA